This is a messenger RNA of Hirundo rustica (Barn swallow), 1941 nucleotides long. RefSeq names its product kelch-like protein 10. The record is from RefSeq and is a predicted model, not a curated record. The transcript has 5 exons. The coding region runs from base 16 to 1941 and encodes 641 amino acids. Lineage: Eukaryota; Metazoa; Chordata; Aves; Passeriformes; Hirundinidae. Gene Ontology annotation, molecular function: protein binding.
CCACAGAAUGCCGUGAUGUCAUUAUGGGGCACAAGCCAGAACCAGCAAGGGGGUUCAGUGUUGGAUGUUUGGGGGCAACACCAGAGUGCUCCACACACCUCAGCAAGAUCCACUGCCUCUGGCUCCAACGUGGGGGAUAACUUGGCAUCUAUCAAAUAUACAUCCUCCAGCAUGGAGAGGAAGAUGAGCGAUAAGAGUUGCAGCAUCUCCAAUGAACUGCGCCGGGAAGGGAGAUUCUGUGAUGUGAUCAUCAGUGUGGAUGGGGUGGAAUUCAAGGCUCACAAGCUCAUCCUCUCUUGCUGCAGUAUCUACUUCAGGAGUCUGUUUACCAACUGGGACAGCACAGACAAGACGGUCUAUCAUAUCCCUGGCAUUUCAGCUGAAAUGAUGGGUCUCAUCAUCCAUUACGCCUACACCGGGACAGUGCCGAUCACAGAGGACAACGUUGAGAGCUUACUGACUGCAGCAGAUCAGUUUAAUGUCAUGGGCAUUGUCAGCCUGUGCUGCGAGUUCCUCAGUUCCAGGCUGUGCUUUGAGAAUUGCAUUGGCAUUUGCAGACUCGCUGGCUAUUACUACUGCCCCGACCUGCGCGCAGCUGCCUGCGUGUACAUCCUGCAUCACUUCGAGGAGGUGUCCCGAGUGUCCGAGGAGUUCCUAGACCUCUCUGCUGAGGAGCUGGCACACAUCAUUGAGAAGGACGAGCUUAACGUGCGGCGAGAAGAAGCCGUGUUUGAGGCUGUGGUGAGGUGGAUCGCUCAUGACCCGCAGAACAGGAGGCAGCACAUCGCCUGCUUGCUCAGCAAGGUGCGACUGGCACUCCUACGAUCCGACUACUUCAUGAACAACGUCAAAGCUCACGAGUACGUGAGAGACAAUGCCAGCUGCAAAGAUAUCAUCAUCAGUGCCCUGUCUGAAAUCUACGACCUGAACUCCUCUGGCCAGAGUUCCUCAGUCAAUGCCGACCUACUCACCCGGCCGCGCCUGCCCUACGCCAUCCUCUUCGCCAUCGGGGGCUGGAGCGGCGGCGGCGCCACCAGCGCCAUCGAGACCUACGACGGCCGCACCGACAAGUGGCUGAACGUCCCCCGGGAGCAAGGGAGCCCCGUUGCCUAUCAUGGCUCGGCUUAUUUGAAAGGCCACGUCUAUGUUAUUGGUGGAUUCGAUGGCACAGAUUAUUUCAACGUCGUCAGGCGGUUCGAUCCGCUCCACAAGACGUGGCAGCAGGUAGCACCCAUGCACUCCCGGCGCUGCUACGUCAGCAUCACCGUUGUGCAUAACUCCAUCUAUGCCAUGGGAGGGUUUGAUGGGUACAUGCGGCUCAACACAGCAGAGCGCUACGACGCAGACACCAACCAGUGGACCCUCAUCACCCCCAUGCACGAGCAGAGGAGCGACGCCAGUGCAACCACGCUGAAUGGAAAGGUUUACAUCUGCGGUGGGUUUGAUGGUGAUCAGUGCCUCAGCUCAGCUGAAGUGUUCAACCCUACCACAAACCAGUGGUCCCUGAUUGCCCCAAUGAGCAGCAGGAGAAGCGGAGUUGGGGUGAUGGCUUACGGGAACCAAGUGUACGCGGUUGGAGGCUUUGAUGGGAACAGCCGGCUCCAGAGCGUGGAAGCGUACAACCCUAUCACCAACGCCUGGCACGCCGUGCCCUCCAUGCUAAACCCACGCAGCAACUUUGGCAUUGAGGUGAUGGACGGCCUGUUGUUCGUGGUCGGGGGCUUCAAUGGGUUCAGCACCACCGUUGCCACCGAGUGCUACGAGGAGGACACCAACGAGUGGUACGACACCCAAAGCAUGGGCAUCCCCCGCAGCGCCGUCAGCUGCUGCGUGGUGCCAGGGCUCUCCAAUGUCAUGGAAUACAUCGCCAGGCAACACGACCACCACAGCUCCUCCACGGACAUCUUGUUCACCAGGUCAGCUCGGAGCUCACUGUUGUAA